Molecule: messenger RNA, 1323 nt
Organism: Candidula unifasciata
Lineage: Eukaryota; Metazoa; Mollusca; Gastropoda; Stylommatophora; Geomitridae
Source: the annotation of a GenBank genome assembly
AUGGCUGCCGGUGCAUCCCACCUUAAUUCAUCGAAGUUGAAUUUAGGAAUAUUGAGAGAAUUUUACAGACGCGAAUUUUUAGAAAGCAUUGAUAAAUGCAUUGGAACCAAGGCCUUAGUGUGGGAUGAUGGUUUGACUGGACCAUUUGGACUAAUUGCAGAAGCAUCUUUAUUAAAGGAGCAGCAUGAAGUGGAGAGAAUGUUUAGACUGCAGUCAUCUGGUCUACCUGCAAGUAGUGUACAGAACAUCAUUUUCAUUGUAAGACCACGACUCAGUUUAAUGGAGGUCAUUUCCCAGUGCUUACUCAGUGAGGAGAUGAAAGGUGGAUAUGUGAGGAAAGAGUUCUAUCUGCUCUUUGUUCCAAGAAAAAGUCUUCUUUGUGAGAAGAAGUUAAAAGAGUUGGGUGUUUAUGGUUCUUUUGCAAGUGUUGAUGAAUUUAACUUGGGACUCAUUCCCUUUGAUUCUGACCUUCUAUCAAUGGAGAUGGAUGAACUAUACAGGGAGUGUUAUUUGGACAAUGAUUUUACAUCUUUGUUCUUCGUUGCUCAGUCCUUGAUGACUUUACAAGCUCUCUAUGGGACCAUCCCUUAUGUUUACGGCAAAGGGGAUUGUGCAAAGCAUGUUGUAGACAUGAUGAGACGGAUGAAAAUGGAGAUGGGUGGAUGUGAGCCCCAGAUAACACCUCAGAUAGAUAAUCUUCUCAUUCUGGAUCGCAAUGUCGACCUUUUGACACCAUUACUGUCUCAGCUUACCUAUGAAGGUCUCAUAGAUGAGAUUUUCAACAUCAAAAACACAAAUGUAAAGCUUCCACCAGAAAAAUUCAUCACACCAGAAGAAAGAAAAAACAGCAAGGAAGAAGCAAUCACAGAGCAAAAGAAGUUCAUACUGAAUUCUUCAGAUGAAUUAUUUGCAGAGCUCAGGGACAAAAAUUUUAAUGCAGUCGGUGGUAUAGUCAGUCGCAAGGCUAAAACAAUCACUGCUGAAUUUGAUGAAAGACAUACAGCAAAAACAGUAGGAGAGAUGAAACAGUUUGUGUCUAAGCUUCCUCACUUGCAGUCUGCCAGGACUUCACUAGGAAUUCAUACUUCUAUAGCUGAACUGAUUAAGGAAGUGACAGAUUCUGAUGAAUUCCUGGAUUCUUUACGUUGCCAGCAAGAAUUGUUGCAUGGUCUAGAAACUGACAAAGUCAAUCCAUACAUAGAGGACUGCAUUGCCAGGGAGGAGUCUCUGAUUAAAGUGCUUCGGCUUAUAUGCAUACAAUCAGUAUGUAAUGAUGGACUCAAACCCAAGAUUUUAGAGCAUUACAAACGAGAAAUUAUACAG